AUGAAUGCUAUUGGAAUAAUUAGUACUACAUUUCAAACUGAAGAAUUAAUGUCACACUUGAUAAUUUUUUACCUUAAAGAUCCUUCAGUUGAAACUAAAAUUCAAAGAAUCAAAAAAGAUGAUAUUGUGAGAGCAGCUGGAAAAUUUACCAUUGAAGAAAAAAAUCUUAAAGAUCAUGAAGUUAUUACUCUCAUUAAA
Messenger RNA from Entrophospora candida, 198 nucleotides. NCBI's taxonomy places the organism in Eukaryota, Fungi, Glomeromycota, Glomeromycetes, Entrophosporales, Entrophosporaceae. The record is from the annotation of a GenBank genome assembly.